Puntigrus tetrazona (Sumatra barb) is the source of this 1432-nucleotide messenger RNA. It is a transcript of the gene spi2, whose product is annotated as Spi-2 proto-oncogene. The transcript has 3 exons. Gene Ontology annotation, cellular component: nucleus. Gene Ontology annotation, biological process: regulation of transcription by RNA polymerase II; cell differentiation. The record is from RefSeq and is a predicted model, not a curated record. Bases 393 to 1118 code for a protein of 241 amino acids. NCBI's taxonomy places the organism in Eukaryota, Metazoa, Chordata, Actinopteri, Cypriniformes, Cyprinidae. Gene Ontology annotation, molecular function: sequence-specific DNA binding; DNA-binding transcription factor activity, RNA polymerase II-specific.
UCAUUACAAAUGAGUAAAUGCAAAUGUAUUUAAACACACGGCGUACAAGUUACAUUAUAAUUAGUAUGCUUCAGCUGAAUAAAAAUGCUUGUCAGUUCACUUUGCAUUUCAAAGAGAUAACUUAAGAAAUAUCGGUGCACUUAAGAGGGUCAAAUCAAGUGGGUUUAACAAUUAUUGAAAUGAUAGCACAAUUUAAUUUAAAUGCAAAAUGCAAUUAAGUGUGUGAGCUGAAAGUAACAUUUACUUUCAGCUCACACCUAAGCAUAUUCCUUUUAAGACUAUUAUUAAUAAUCAGUUCUCUUUUUUAAAAAAAUAUGCAAAUUCUGUGCAUGCCUUUUUCUAAUAAAUAGUGUCCGAAAAAAAAGCUAUUGAUUUAAAAAUACACUGACAUUAUGAGCCCGAGUAUCCUCACUAGCUGGUUUUGUAACGCACUGGCAGCAAGGGAUCUCUCCGCCGUGUCAACCACUGAAGAUAUGGACAUAUCUAGAGAGAAGCUACCUGCCGGGGAACAUUUUAACGAUGCGUUAGAAAAAGAAAAGUCCCGGCUGCAUCUUCCCGCACCUUCACCUCGGCAGGCCGUGGGAUCUCCGGCCAAGGCAAACGGACCUGGCCUGUACACAGACUGUGGAAUGAAAUGCAACAAUAACGCCGUCGAUCAGUCAGAGGUCCUUUACAGCGCACCCGACGGGCAAGAGUUAAACGCCUUAAACGGACCAGAGAGACCUUUAACUCUGAACGCAGCACCUGAAAAGUGUGCCGAAUCAUUGCCCAGCAUUACACCUGCAGAGAAAGGGAAAAAGCUACGUCUUUUCCACUUCCUGUUCGAGAUGCUGGAGGACCCCGGCAUGGCCCAGUGUGUGUCCUGGGUGCCCGCUUCGGCGGGCGUCUUCCGCUUUUCUGCCAGACACAAGGAGCGCGUGGCCGAGCUCUGGGGCCAGAGGAAGGGCAACAGGAUGCCCAUGACCUACCAGAAAAUGUCCCGCGCACUGCGAAAUUACGCCCGCUCGGGGGAGAUCAUUAAAGUGAAAAAGAAACUGACUUAUCAGUUUAGCUUAGCAACCCUCUCUACUUUACAGAGGCAGCGCGGCGUAACCAAAGCAGCAUGCGGGUCAAAAUAGGGACUGGACGAUUGUCUCAAGUUUGUUACCGUCAUUAUUUCUCAUGAUAUCUCAAUUGCUUUGGUAACAAGAGGAGGGUAAAAUUAGUUUCUAUUUGUAAGACUGUGGUGUUUUGCAUUGCAUGGGUUUGUGCUGUUCUUUACAUAUCUUGAUGUAUUUAAAACAAAAAAAAGUGUGUCUUAAAAAACAAAACAAACAUUUUAUAAAUAAAUAAAAUAUUCAUAUAUACAGUAUAUAUAUAUAGUGAACCUAUUCACUUUUUUACUGUUUCUUUCUCACUUUUUUAAGCUGCCGUUUUAAAGUGGCAAAACAAA